Lathyrus oleraceus (garden pea) is the source of this 660-nucleotide messenger RNA. RefSeq lists its product as uncharacterized. The record is from RefSeq and is a predicted model, not a curated record. Lineage: Eukaryota; Viridiplantae; Streptophyta; Magnoliopsida; Fabales; Fabaceae. The transcript has a single exon. Bases 1 to 660 code for a protein of 219 amino acids.
AUGGAUUUUGGAAGGAAAAAGACUCAAAAGUACACUUUCAAGAGUCCUAAGUUAGAAUACCUAAGGAUAUUGGGAUCUUUGGUUGUUGACACAGAGGCUUUCAGUAAAAGAUAUGUACAUUUGGUCUCUCUUUUGAAGAUCGACAUGGAAAAUGGACUUCUUUCUAUGUUGAUUCAGUUUUAUGAUCCCGUGUAUCACUGUUUCACUUUCCCCGACUAUCUGCUUAUGCCAACACUUGAAGAAUACUCUCAUUUGCUCGGUGUUACUAUUUCUAGUCAAGCUCCACUUUAUGGUUUGGAGGAUGAUCCCAAAGAUCAAGACAUUGCAAAGGCUACUCACUUGAAAAUGUUAGAGAUCAGGGAUCACAUGACCACGAAAGGAAAAAUGCUUGGUUUGACAGCUAAGUUUCUAAUGAACAAAGCUCAGUAUUUUGCUAGAACGAGGAGUGUGGAUGCGUUUGAGGUUGUUUUUCCUCUACUUAUCUAUGGAUUGUUCCUCUUUCCUAGUUUUGAUGACUUUGUUGCCAUGGAUGCCAUCAAGAUCUUCUUAAUAGGAAAUCUAGUUCCUAUUUUGCUUGUCGAUGCCUAUCAUUCUGUUCAUAUGAGGAAUUCUUAUAGAGGAGGAAUGGUUACAUGUUGCGUGCCUAUGUUGUACAAGUGA